Tarenaya hassleriana is the source of this 2057-nucleotide messenger RNA. RefSeq names its product aspartic proteinase-like protein 2. Gene Ontology annotation, biological process: proteolysis. The coding region runs from base 284 to 1774 and encodes 496 amino acids. Gene Ontology annotation, molecular function: aspartic-type endopeptidase activity. The record is from RefSeq and is a predicted model, not a curated record. Lineage: Eukaryota; Viridiplantae; Streptophyta; Magnoliopsida; Brassicales; Cleomaceae. The transcript is spliced from 10 exons.
UUUUGACGUAAUCCACACUCGAAUCUCUCUCUUCUGAUUCCCACUGUUGUUUUGUCUCUCCGACAUCUCUCUCUCUCUCUCUCUCUCUCAGCAUGAACACAACUCCGUCCUGUCCAAGCUAAAUCUUAUGUUUCAUGAAUAUCGAGAUCACUGAUCUGUAGUCGUUAACAUCCCCGUCUCGGUUUUCAAAUUUCCCCGAUACCCAAUGGAGAAAAAAUGAUCUUUUUUGUCUUUUGACGAAUCAAAGAGGUCGCGUUAGCUUUACUUAGACAGGGCGACAACAAUGGCGGCUGUACGGCGGUCGGAAUCGGCGGUUAUCGGUCUGGUUCUGGUUUGGUUUCCGGCGGCGGUUCUAGCGUUGGGUUUACCGGUGACUCUGAAACUGGAACGGGCGAUUCCGGCGAGUCGCGUGUUGGAACUGAGUCAACUCAGGGCGCGUGACAGAGCCAGACAUGGCAGGUUGUUGCAGUCCUUAGGCGGAGUAAUAGAUUUUCCCGUCGAUGGAACGUUUGAUCCCUUUGUUGUCGGAUUAUACUACACAAAACUCCAAUUGGGAUCUCCUCCAAGAGAGUUUUAUGUGCAGAUUGAUACAGGAAGUGAUGUUUUGUGGGUCAGCUGUUCUUCUUGCAAUGGAUGCCCUCAGACCAGUGGACUCCCGAUUCAGUUGAAUUUCUUUGAUCCUGGGAGCUCAUUCACAUCUGCGUUGAUCUCAUGUUCAGACCAGAGGUGCAGUUGGGGUGUUCAGUCUUCUGAUUCAGGUUGCUCAGCUCAGAGCAAUCUUUGUUCUUACACGUUUCAAUACGGAGAUGGAAGUGGAACCUCGGGUUUCUAUGUAUCCGAUAUGUUGUACUUUGACAUGAUUGUCGGGAGUUCUUUUGUUCCAAACUCAACUGCCCGGGUUGUGUUCGGGUGCAGCACCUCUCAGACAGGAGAUCUGGUGAAGUCUGAUAGAGCUGUUGAUGGAAUCUUUGGAUUCGGACAGCAGGGAAUGUCACUGGUUUCACAGCUCGCUUCGCAAGGAUUGGCUCCUCGAGUAUUCUCGCACUGUCUGAAAGGAGAGAACGGUGGUGGAGGCGUACUUGUUCUUGGAGAAAUCGUGGAACCUAACAUCGUCUUCACUCCUCUUGUCCCCUCACAGCCUCACUACAAUGUGAAUCUUCUGAGCAUUUCGGUAAAUGGCCAAAAUUUGGCCAUUAAUCCAUCGGUGUUCUCCACGUCAAACGGGCAGGGAACGAUCAUCGAUACUGGUACAACGCUGGCCUACCUUGCUGAAGCAGCGUAUGAUCCUUUCGUCGAAGCUAUUACAAAUGCUGUUUCUCAGUCAGUCCGACCCGUUCUUUCAAAGGGGAACCAAUGUUACGUGAUCACAUCGAGCCUUGCAGACAUAUUUCCUCAAGUUAGCUUGAACUUUGCUGGUGGAGCUUCCAUGUUCUUGAACCCACAGGAUUACCUCAUCCAGCAAAACUCCAUCGGCGGUGCUGCGGUGUGGUGCAUAGGGUUUCAGAAGAUACAGGGUCAAGGGAUAACCAUCUUAGGAGAUUUGGUUCUCAAAGACAAGAUCUUUGUCUACGAUCUUGUCGGCCAGCGGAUCGGAUGGGCAAACUACGACUGUUCGAUGGCGGUGAACGUUUCAGCGGCAAGCAGCAGCGGGAGAAGCGAAUACGUGAACGCGGGUCAGUUCAGAGACAAUGCCUCGCCUCAGCCGCGGCCCGGAAACAUCCUAACCAUCCUCGUCCUCGUCCUCGUCUUUGUCCCCGUCCUCGUUCCUUUAUGACACAAAAAAGCAAAGCAUCUUACUUGGCCUUAGUUUUAUGUACAUUGUGCUUCUCCGGUGUGUAAUUUUCAGGCAACCGGUGAAUCCAAAAAAAAAAAAUUUAACUUUUUUCCCCUGUUUUUUUUUACACUCUCCAUUGGAUUAGUGAUUUUACCGUUCUUGUCAAAUUACAAGUGUUUUUAGGUAUUUAGAUGAUUUGGUUUUUUGAAUGUGUAUGUAUAUAUCUUCAAUGAAGAUACAUGCAACUAUCUUUGCAAUUAAACUACCCUUUUCGUUGUGCCAA